This is a messenger RNA of Drosophila takahashii, 507 nucleotides long. It is a transcript of the gene NijB, whose product is annotated as Ninjurin B. Gene Ontology annotation, cellular component: membrane. Lineage: Eukaryota; Metazoa; Arthropoda; Insecta; Diptera; Drosophilidae. Gene Ontology annotation, biological process: tissue regeneration; cell adhesion. The record is from RefSeq and is a predicted model, not a curated record.
AUGGACAGCAGCGAGGUGAAAAUAUCUUUGGAGGAUGUUCCCAGCUCCGGGGGAAGUUUUGCCAGUACAACCAGUGGUCCAUGUUGCGGUUCAGGAAGGGAUGUGGUUGUGGAUGUACAGGAGGACGAUAAGGAUGAAAAACCCAAGGGUACAAAAAAGAAGUGUUCCAGCGAUCUAUCUGGAGGAAAUAGCUAUGCAGCAAACAAAAAUGUUGCUGAAGGCCUUAUGGAUAUAGCUUUGCUCUCGGCGAAUGCCAAUCAACUCCGGUUUUUGAUCACCUAUAAUGACAAGGCUUCCACCUACAUAUACAGCAUGAUCAUGGUGAUACUUUCCCUGGUGCUUCAGCUCUUAGUUGGAAUAAUGCUGAUCUUUAAGCGACGUCUUAAGCGUUUUAAGAAUCGAAGCUACGAAAGAACGAAUGAUCUCUUGGUGAUGGGAGUUUUCAUGAUCACCGUGAUCAACAUAUUGCUGGCGGCUUUCACCACAACCGAUGGAGGCAGUCAUUGA